AUGACCCGUGAUUUACAAAACCAUUUGUUGUUUGAAACUGCUACCGAGGUCUGUAAUAGAGUUGGUGGUAUUUAUUCCGUCUUAAAAUCUAAAGCACCUGUAACUGUUGCACAAUAUAAAGACAGAUAUCAUCUUUUAGGUCCAUUAAAUAAAAAUACUUAUCAAAGUGAAAUUGAAGAAAUUGAUUGGGAAGAUAAUUCACAAUUUCCAAAUGAAUUAUUACCAAUUCAAAGUGCUUUGCAUAGUAUGAAAGAACGUGGUGUUUAUUUUGUUUAUGGUAGAUGGUUAAUUGAAGGUUCUCCACGUGUAAUUUUAUUUGAUUUUGAUUCUGUCAGACAUUUUUUGAAUGAAUGGAAAUCUGAUUUAUGGUCAUUAGUUGGUAUUCCAUCACCAGAAAAUGAUUCAGAGACUAAUGAUGCUAUUUUAUUAGGUUAUACCGUUGCAUGGUUUCUUGGUGAGUUAGCUCAUUUAGAUACUCAACAUGCUAUUAUUGCACAUUUUCAUGAAUGGUUAGCUGGUGUCGCUUUACCAUUAUGUAGAAAGAGAAGAAUUGAUGUUGUCACAAUUUUUACAACUCAUGCAACUCUUCUAGGCCGUUAUUUAUGUGCUGCAGGUGAUGUCGAUUUCUAUAAUAAUUUAGUUAAUUUCGAUGUUGAUCAAGAAGCAGGUAAACGUGGUAUUUAUCAUAGAUAUUGUAUUGAACGUGCUGCUGCUCAUACUGCAGAUGUCUUUACAACAGUUUCACAUAUUACAGCAAUUGAAGCUGAACAUCUUUUAAAGAGAAAACCUGAUGGUAUUUUACCAAAUGGUUUAAAUGUGGUUAAAUUUCAAGCAGUUCAUGAAUUCCAAAAUUUACAUGCUUUGAAAAAAGAAAAAAUUAAUGAUUUUGUUAGAGGUCAUUUCCAUGGUUGUUUUGAUUUUGAUCUUGAUAAUACAUUGUAUUUCUUUAUUGCAGGUCGUUAUGAAUACAAAAAUAAAGGUGCAGAUAUGUUUAUUGAAUCCUUAGCACGUUUAAAUUAUAGAUUAAAAAUGGCAGGUUCUAAAAAGACUGUUGUUGCAUUUAUUAUUAUGCCAGCAAAGACAAAUUCUUUUACUGUAGAGGCUCUAAAGGGUCAAGCUGUUGUUAAAGCUCUUGAAAAUACGGUAUCUGAAGUAACUAAAAAUAUUGGUAAUAGAAUAUUUGAUCAUGCAAUGAGAUUCCCACAUAAUGGUACAACAACAGAAUUACCAACAGAUUUAAAUGAAUUAUUAAAACCAUCGGAUCAAGUCUUAUUGAAGAAAAGAGUAUUGGGUUUAAGACGUCAACCAAAUGAAUUACCACCAAUUGUUACACAUAAUAUGGUUGAUGAUUCAACUGAUCCAAUUCUAAAUAAGAUUAGACAUGUUCAAUUAUUUAAUGCAUCAAGUGAUCGUGUUAAAGUAAUCUUUCAUCCUGAAUUUUUAAAUGCAAAUAAUCCAAUUAUGGGUUUAGAUUAUGAUGAAUUUGUUCGUGGUACUCAUUUAGGUGUAUUCCCAUCUUAUUAUGAACCAUGGGGUUAUACUCCCGCUGAAUGUACAGUAAUGGGUGUACCAUCCAUUACAACAAACUUAUCAGGUUUCGGUGCAUACAUGGAAGAUUUAAUUGAAGCAAAUCAAGCAAAAGAUUACGGUAUUUAUAUCGUUGAUCGUAGAUUUAAAAAUCCAGAUGAAUCCGUUGAACAAUUGGUUGAUUAUAUGGAAGAAUUUACUAAAAAGACAAGAAGACAAAGAAUUAAUCAAAGAAAUAGAACUGAACGUCUUUCUGAUUUAUUAGAUUGGAGAAGAAUGGGUCUUGAAUACGUUAAAGCAAGACAAUUAGCCUUAAGGAGAGGUUAUCCUGAUCUAUUCAAAGAAUUAGUCGGUGAAGAAUUAAAUGAUGAUAAUAUGGAUGCCCUUUCUGGAGGUAAGAAAGUUAAAAUUGCAAGACCUUUAAGUGUUCCGGGAUCUCCAAGAGAUUCAAGAGCUAAUAGUGUUAGUGCUGUCUUUAUGACUCCUGGUGAUUUAGGUACUUUACAAGAAGCUAAUACAGCCGAUGAUUAUUUCAAUUUAAGUGUAAAUGGUAGAGAUGAUGACGACGAUAAUGAUGAUGACGAUGACGAUGAAGAUGGACCUCAUUCAAAAUAUGUAGGCGCCUAA
Maudiozyma saulgeensis is the source of this 2154-nucleotide messenger RNA. Lineage: Eukaryota; Fungi; Ascomycota; Saccharomycetes; Saccharomycetales; Saccharomycetaceae. The record is from the annotation of a GenBank genome assembly.